Messenger RNA from Fusarium redolens, 1151 nucleotides. RefSeq lists its product as uncharacterized. The transcript has a single exon. The coding region runs from base 310 to 900 and encodes 196 amino acids. Gene Ontology annotation, cellular component: mitochondrion. Lineage: Eukaryota; Fungi; Ascomycota; Sordariomycetes; Hypocreales; Nectriaceae. The record is from RefSeq and is a predicted model, not a curated record. Gene Ontology annotation, molecular function: carbon-nitrogen ligase activity, with glutamine as amido-N-donor.
CUGUCAUCCAUCAUAACAUCUCCGACAGCCUGGUCGUGCAGCCCCCAGAUUCGUACGCGAAGGUUGGCAGUCUGGGGACCCUGGUAGCCUAGGCUGUUGUUCCUUUACUGGACCUCCACUAAGAAUUGCUGGAGCUCGUCACACCGCCAAUCAAAGUUGCCAAUUGCAUGCUUGGGAAAUUUUGACCUGUCGUUCGAUAUCAGCUUAAGCUUUACGGUAGCAACACCAAACCUCGAGCCGCGAUCGUCAUAUCGAGUCACCAAACAGUCUCUACACCGAAAAUACCGAUCCAGCUACUAUUCCAUCAAAAUGUCGGCGAAACAAUCGAUGCAACUAUUCCGGGCUCUGCGUAUGUCGCAGCCUACUCUCCGCCAGCCCAUCAACCGAGUCUCUGUCUGCCGAUUCUACUCAACAUCUACCGAAGAUGCGCCCCCUCCCCUGCUGUCCAAGCUCAAGGCCGAUCUCAAGACCGCCAUGCGUGCCAAGGAUACCCCUCGUCUGACCGUUCUCCGAGCUAUCAUGUCCGCCAACCUCAACGCUUCCAAGACCUCUACUCCCAUCAAGACAGAUGUCCAGCUUGUUGCUUUGAUCCGCAAGAUCCAAAAGAGCUCUCAAGAUGCUGCCGCUGAGGCCAAGGCUGCCAACCGUAAGGAUCUUGUUCAGAAGGAAGAGGAUCAGAUCAAGGUGCUGGACGAGUACCUUGCCAACAGCGGAGUCGAGAGCUUGACCGAGGCUCAGCUCAAGGCUAUGGUGCAGGAUGCUGUUGAGGCUUCAAAGGCUGCUGGCACCCAAGCCAAGUCUAUCAUGGGCGAUGUCAUGAAGAGAUUGUCUGGUGCUCUCGAGGGCAAGGACGUCGACAGAAAGGAGUUGGCCAAGAUGGUCAAGGAGCUCACUGGCUAAAGUAUUGGAUGUAUAUAUAAAUGCAUGGUGUAAAGUAUGUAUACUAUAGUGUGGGCUGGCAUUACGAUUGUCAUGAAAUCAAUGAAAUAUCUACCUCUUGCGCGCGAAUAUUGAGCUUCAGCCUCCUCGAAUUGGUCAAGCGACCCCACCCCCAGCAAACAAUAGGAAUAGCCUGGUGUAAGUGACUCACGACACCUCCUAUAUCUUCCCUCACCUUUGCACCUUUCUUUUUCUUCACGUUGUAUUUUUAU